GAUCACCGGUUCGGUGACAUUUGAGCCCGAGGUUGUGCGUGUGCGUCCCCUGUGCGCGCUGUGGACUGAUGUCUCUGCCUGUCAGGAGUUUAAAGUGUCUGUCUCCGGUCAUGUGCCAGUGUAAGGUCAUCUGCAGCAACCGGACCCUGUCCCUCAUGUUCGGCUGCAAGAAGUACAGAUACCAGGAUGAGGAGACGCCCCCCUUGGAGCACAGUCCAGCACAUCUGGCUCCAGGGAAAAGUGCCGAAAUGCUUCAUAUGAGCGACAAGAACCUUGCUGCCAUGGAAGCCAUACAUGGCUACACACCGCAUACACAUAUCUCUCCCGUAAAGCCAGUGUUGAUGUCAACUGGACACACUCCAAUGUACACUUCUGCUGUUUCUACACUGGGAAACACGCCACCGGUGGUGGUGAACACUGACACCCUCGAUGGAUCCCCAUAUGUAAACGGGACAGAAGGGGAGAUCGAAUAUGAAGAGAUCACCUUGGAGCGAGGUAACUCAGGCCUGGGCUUCAGUAUAGCAGGGGGAAUAGACAAUCCGCAUGUUGGCGAUGACCCCAGCAUCUUUAUCACUAAAAUCAUACCUGGAGGAGCUGCAGCUCAGGAUGGACGGCUGAGUGUGAACGACUGCAUCCUUUUUGUCAAUGAUGUCGACGUGAGGGAGGUGACGCACAGUCAAGCUGUGGAAGCUCUGAAGGAGGCAGGUGCUAUCGUGCGCCUCUACGUUCUCCGCAGGAAGCCUGCAGCGGAGAAGGUCAUCGAGAUCAAACUUAUCAAAGGGCCUAAAGGCCUCGGCUUCAGCAUUGCUGGAGGAGUGGGGAACCAGCACAUACCAGGAGAUAACAGCAUCUAUGUCACAAAGAUCAUUGAAGGCGGAGCUGCGCAUAAAGAUGGUCGUUUACAGAUUGGGGACAAGAUCUUAGCGGUGAACAACGUGUGUCUAGAGGAUGUGAUGCACGAGGACGCGGUUGGGGCUCUAAAGAACACAGCCGAGGUCGUCUACCUCAGGGUGGCAAAGCCCAACAACCUGUUCUUGACCAACUCCUACAACCCUCCAGACCUCACCAGCACAUACUCUCAUAUGGACACCGAUCUCAGCCAUCCAAACUACCUUGGGUCAGAUUACCCACAAGCCCUCACACCGACCUCACCGAGCAGGUUUUCUCCUGUCCUACAUGGCAUGAUGGAAGAUGAUGACAUCCCUCGUGGACCUCGAAGAGUGCUGAUCCACCGAGGCUCCACAGGUCUGGGAUUCAAUAUUGUUGGUGGAGAAGAUGGAGAAGGAAUCUUUAUCUCCUUCAUCCUGGCCGGAGGGCCUGCUGACCUCAGCGGAGAGCUGCACAAAGGCGACCAGAUCCUCAGUGUGAACGGUGUGGAUCUGCGCAUGGCCACGCAUGAGCAGGCGGCCGCGGCCCUGAAGAACGCUGGCCAGACAGUGACCAUCAUCGCUCAGUACAGACCUGACGAAUACAGCCGCUUUGAGGCGAAGAUUCAUGAUUUGCGUGAACAGCUGAUGAACAGCAGCAUGGGCUCUGGGACAACAACGCUAAGAAGCAACCCAAAGAGAGGCUUCUACAUCAGGGCUCUCUUUGACUACGACAAGACUGCCGACUGCGGCUUCCUCAGUCAGGCUCUAGGUUUUAAGUUUGGCGAUGUGCUUCACGUGUUGGACUGCAGCGAUGAGGAGUGGUGGCAGGCACGUAAGGUCAGCCCACAGAACGAGGCGGAAGAGAUGGGCUUCAUCCCCAGCAAGCACAGGGUGGAGCGAAAAGAGUGGUCUCGUGUCAACACCAAAGAGCGGGACCACAGUCGGGACAGUUUGGGGUCUCAAGGGAGAGAUAAAACCUCAAACAGUUAUGAGACUGUUGGCCAGGUAGAAGUUCAUUACGCGAGACCUAUCAUCAUACUCGGCCCUGUGAAGGACAGGAUAAACGAUGACCUGCUGUCUGAGUUCCCCGACAAGUUUGGAUCUUGUGUCCCGCACACAACACGACCCAAGAGGGAGUAUGAGGUGGAUGGGCGGGACUAUCACUUUGUGUCAUCACGGGAACAGAUGGAGAAGGACAUCCAGAGCCAUCGCUUCAUUGAGGCUGGACAAUACAACAGUCAUCUGUAUGGCACGAGUGUCCAGAGUGUCCGCGAGGUGGCUGAGCAGCAAGGGAAACACUGCAUUCUGGAUGUCUCGGCGAACGCUGUCCGUAGACUACAAGCAGCCCAGCUUCAUCCCAUCGCCAUCUUCGUCCGACCCAAGUCACUGGAGAACGUCCUAGAGAUCAACACUCGCCUGACAGAAGAGCAGGCCAGGAAAGGAAUGGACCGAGCCCUCAAACUAGAACAAGACUUUCUAGAAUGCUUCUCAGCUGUGGUGGAAGGGGACAGCUUUGAGGAGGUGUAUCAUAAAGUAAAGACAGUGAUCGAGGAACAAUCAGGGCCUUACAUCUGGAUCCCCACUCGAGAGAGGCUGUGAUGCCGUGCCCGCCUGCCUCCGCCUCCCUGACCCCAUCACAUGACGCCACCC
This is a messenger RNA of Thalassophryne amazonica, 2519 nucleotides long. RefSeq names its product disks large homolog 4 (gene dlg4a). Gene Ontology annotation, biological process: AMPA glutamate receptor clustering; postsynaptic neurotransmitter receptor diffusion trapping; chemical synaptic transmission. Gene Ontology annotation, molecular function: kinase binding. The record is from RefSeq and is a predicted model, not a curated record. NCBI's taxonomy places the organism in Eukaryota, Metazoa, Chordata, Actinopteri, Batrachoidiformes, Batrachoididae. Gene Ontology annotation, cellular component: neuron projection; neuromuscular junction; postsynaptic density membrane.